CGCAAGUCGCAUCAUGGUCGAUCCUGACUCCCGCCCCGCAGAAUGACCAGCCGCGACCAGUCCGCCCUUGAUCUCGUCCCUCCCUCGUGCGUCCCGGACCUGCCGCUCCAGAAGCUGGGCCAGGGCUCCUUUGGCAGGGUCUACCGCUUCCGCACCAAGCCCCGGCCGUCGUCCAGGGCCCUGGCUGUUUCGUCCGGGCUUGUUGCCGCCAAGGCCAUUCCGCGGGCGUCACUGCUGGCUCUGCCGGCCCGCCAGGAGAGGCUGCUCAAGGAGAUUGAGAUCCUCAAGCGUCUCCACCACCGCAACGUCGUCCGCUUCAUCGAUCUGGAGUGGAACCCCGUCUAUGUGUUCAUAUUGAUGGAAUACUGUCCGCUGGGCUCCCUCCAAUCCCUGCUGCUGAGGCGGCGCAAGCUUGCCGAGAUCGAUGCCCGUCUCCUUCUCAGGCAGAUUGUGUGCGGCAUGGACUUUAUAUGGAGAAACAACUUUAUCCAUCGGGACCUCAAACCGGCCAACCUGCUUCUCACGCGCACCGUCCCGCUCUCGGAGAACGAUACUCCCGACACUCUUCUGCUUGCACAAGACGAUGCCCACGGAUACGUGAUCCUCAAGAUUGCCGACUUUGGAAUUGCCGAUGAAAUCACCCAAGAGGCACACGAGUUUACCGACAGAGUCGGCUCGUUGAGAUACAUGGCUCCAGAGGUCCUGGCGCACGAGACCUACGACCAACGCUGCGAUCUGUGGUCGAUCGGGGCCAUCCUCUAUGAGAUGCUGGCAGGCGCUGCCCCAUUUUCAGAUUGCCAAUCGGAGAGCGGGCUCAUGCAGGAGCUCUUGCGCUCUGAGCCGCCUUCGCUGUCUCUCCCGGCCUCGUCUGCAAUCCCAUCAACCACUCAAGACUGCCGCUUGCUGGUCUCGUCCUUGCUGACUCGGGCACCCUCCCAGCGCAUCAGCAUCGGCGAGCUGGUCGCGCAUCCGUACAUCGACCUCGACCAUAUUCCACAUCUCGGAUCACUUGCGCUAUCGAACAGAGCCCUCGACAAUGCCCUAAAGCUGGAGCGGCGCUGGGCCGACAGUAAGCUCACUCUACGAGAGGCCAGAAGCCUGGCCCGCGAAUACACUGAAGCGGCCGCCCACAUCCUGUCGUGGAUCGAGUACUGCAAUGGACUUUGCCCUCCAGCUUCUCCCUCAGAGUUCUUGAGCAUGAAACCUCCCUCCAGCUACAGGCACGCCGAACUCCAUAUGCUGCGACGGAGAGCUGCUGCGCUCAUCAGUCGCGCAGAACAUGUUCGGUACCUGGAGCAAGACAUGUCCCUCCGCACCGCAUCACCUCCGACUUGGAUCCAAGAGUGCAAGCAAGCACAUGCCCAACUCGAGCGCUCGGGUUUACUUUGGACACCCGAGUUCCACUGCAUAUCGCUGCCUUUCCCCAUCCAGAGCACCGGCUUCGGGCCCACAGUCGGCGCCACGAUCAAUUUAGCAAAUCGAUCGCUUUUGGAAGGACUCGAGUGUGAGUAUCGAUAUGAUUCGAUCGCAGCCAUCGCCUCCUACACUACUGGCCUCGGCUGCCUCCUCGAGGCUCUUGCCAGUGAGCAAGACCCCGGACGCAAGCUGGGGCUAAAGCAUUUGUGUGGGCAGUGGAUGACAUAUGUUGAAAGACUGAAGGGAUAAUCGGUCUCGAAUGAACGCAAAUAAUAUACCCACGGAAUGAAGGUGCAAUGCAGCCUGCGACUGAAAC
Polychytrium aggregatum is the source of this 1732-nucleotide messenger RNA. RefSeq names its product kinase-like domain-containing protein. Gene Ontology annotation, biological process: peptidyl-serine phosphorylation; autophagy; autophagosome organization. The transcript is spliced from 6 exons. Gene Ontology annotation, molecular function: ATP binding; protein serine/threonine kinase activity. Lineage: Eukaryota; Fungi; Chytridiomycota; Chytridiomycetes; Polychytriales. The record is from RefSeq and is a predicted model, not a curated record. Bases 43 to 1665 code for a protein of 540 amino acids. Gene Ontology annotation, cellular component: autophagosome; cytoplasm.